Molecule: messenger RNA, 691 nt
Organism: Cannabis sativa
Lineage: Eukaryota; Viridiplantae; Streptophyta; Magnoliopsida; Rosales; Cannabaceae
Product: calmodulin-like protein 11
Exons: 4
Coding region: 139-579 (146 amino acids)
Molecular function (GO): enzyme regulator activity; calcium ion binding
Source: RefSeq, a predicted model, not a curated record
AUAAUAGCCUCUCACAUAUAUUCUCAAAAUUAAUCAGUACUUCAAUUAUUAACUUCAUAUAUCUCUUCGAAACUGGUUUUGUGUAUCUUUAUUUCUGUUUGGUUCCUGGGAAAAUUGUAAUUACAAUUUAUACUUGACAUGGCAUUGACAGAUAACCAAAUCGCAGGGUUUCGGGAAGCAUUUUCUUUGCUCGACAAGGAUUCAGAUGGAUUAGUAACAAUGGAAGAGCUGGUUGGGAUUAUAGAUUCAUUAGAUGAACAACCCACAAAAGAUGAAAUUCGGGACAUGAUGAAUGAGGUGAACUGUGAUGAGAAUGGUACUAUUGAUCUUGAUGAGUUUUUGAGUAUUAUGACAAGAAAGACAAAGGAAAAUUUUGCGGACGAGCUUAAAGAGGCCUUCAAAGUAUUUGACAGGAAUCAAGAUGGAUAUAUUUCUGCCAACGAGUUAAGACAAGUAAUGAUAAACUUGGGAGAAAGAUUAACAGACGAAGAAGCUGAACAAAUGAUAAGAGAGGCUGAUAUUGAUGGCGAUGGUCAAGUGAAUUAUGAUGAAUUUGCAAGAAUUAUGAUGCUUAACUGAUAAAUUACUGCAAAUAAUAACUAAUUUAAACAAUUUCCCACCUUUGCACAUGCUUUAUUAUAUAAACAUUUUGAAUGGAAUAAAAUUUAGAGCUAACUUUCUAUUUUUAAUU